This is a messenger RNA of Glycine soja, 3400 nucleotides long. RefSeq names its product receptor-like protein 13. The transcript has 8 exons. Bases 56 to 3199 code for a protein of 1047 amino acids. NCBI's taxonomy places the organism in Eukaryota, Viridiplantae, Streptophyta, Magnoliopsida, Fabales, Fabaceae. Gene Ontology annotation, molecular function: protein binding. The record is from RefSeq and is a predicted model, not a curated record.
AACGGCAUUGUAAAUUGUAAAAAAAGUACAACAAGUGUUAAAGUAAAUAUUCCAGAUGGAGUUGUGUAGGAAGAAACAGUGGUUAGUAUCAGUAUUGUUGGGAGCAAUAGUUUUGAGUGAUGUGUUAGGCAAUAGUAGUGGUUGCUUCCAACAAGAGAAGGCUGCGUUGUUGGAUUUCAAGGCUACUUAUCAUGGCAACGACUCAUUGAAGCUGCGUUCGUGGGUGAAUGAGGCUAAGAGCAAUUGUUGUGAUUGGGAACGGGUCACAUGUGAUUCCUCUUCUGGUCACGUAAUCCAUCUAGAUCUUGGAAAUACAAUUGCUGAAAGUGAAAUGGUACCAUUUGUAUAUCCACCUGGUGAAAUGGGACCAUAUACGUCGAACAUAAAAAUGCCUCCAUGGCCAUAUCCAUAUUGUUCAAAGCACACAAGCCGUUUCUUAAACUGGUCCUUGUUUCUACCCUUCAGGAAAUUGACAAGUCUCAGUCUGUCCAACUCUUGUUUGCUGGGAUUCAUUCGGACGGAAGUUUCAGAUAACAGCAAGUCAACAUUGAAGAAGUUGGAGACUUUAGAUCUCAGUUUCAAUUAUCUCAAUGAGAGCAUAAUGGAAAUUGUGGGUGUUCUCCCAUCUGUCAAGAAUUUAAUUCUUGCUGCUAAUUUUAUCAGAGGACCCUUUUUGAAAGAAUUAUCACUUUUACCAAACUUGGAAGUGUUGGAUUUGCAUAUGAAUAUGCUCGGCAAUGGCAGCCACUUUGCAACUCAAGAUUAUAAAAACAAGUCAACAUUGAAAAAGUUGAAGACAUUAGAUCUCAGUAUCAAUAAUCUCAACGAGAGCAUAAUGGAAUUUGUUGGUGCUCUCCGAUCCAUCAAGAAUUUAAGUCUUGCCGGUAACUUUAUAGCUAGACCUUUUCCGAUAAAAGAAUUGUCACUUCUACCAAACUUGGAAGUGUUAGAUUUGAGUAUGAAUCAUCUUGUUAGUUCUGUCACAACUCAAGAUAUCCAUUCCAGCACCGAGUUCUAUGUAUUAAAGAAGUUGAAGACACUCAACUUAGCUGACAAUCAUUUUGACAAGGGAAUAUUCAAGUCUUUAGUUGCUUUUCCUUCUCUCAGAUCUUUGAACCUAGAAUUUAAUCCAAUCAAAGGGGAUCUUGAUGACAACGUUUUGGCUAAUCUAAGCAAGCUGGAAGUUCUUCGACUAAGUAACUCAGCUAUCACCGGAUAUUUCCCUAAUCAAGGUUUAUGUAAAAUGAAGCAACUUCGAGAGGCAGGACUGUCAUAUAAUAAUCUCAUAGGAACUUUGGAUCCAUGCCUUGGCAAUUUGACAUCACUUCACUCUCUUGAUCUCUGCUUUAACUUCUUAAGUGGGAACCCGGCACCUUUUAUUGGGCACCUUGUCUCUAUCGAGAAUCUUUGCAUAUCUUUCAAUGAAUUUGAGGGCAUAUUCUCAUUAAGCAUUUUUAGCAACCAUUCAAGGCUCAAGAGUUUGCUAAUUGGCAAUAUGAAAGUUGACACUGAAAAUCCGCCUUGGAUCGCACCAUUUCAGUUGGAGCAACUAGCAAUUACCUCUUGCAAGUUAAACUUACCCACAAAAGUAAUUCCAACUUUCCUUUCAAAUCAAAGUAGCUUGAGAGAUAUUGAUUUAUCGGGUAACAACCUAGUUGGUAAAUUUCCCAGCUGGUUGCUUGUGAACAACUCAAAUUUAGAAGAAGUGGAUUUAUUUCAUAAUUCUUUCAGUGGACCUUUUGAACUACCCUUUGAUCUAAAUCAUCACAUGGACAAAAUAAAAACCUUGUCCUUAUCAAACAACCAGAUGCAAGGCAAGCUCCCCGAUAACAUUGGAUCCUUUUUCCCUCAUUUAGUGAAUUUUGAUGUCUCAAACAAUAACUUUGAUGGGCAUAUUCCAGCUUCAAUUGGAGAGAUGUCAAGCUUGCAGGGAUUGUAUAUGGGGAAUAAUAAUUUUUCUGGCAAUGUACCUAAUCAUAUUCUUGACGGAUGCUUCUCAUUAAAAACAUUGAUGAUGGAUAGCAACCAACUCAAUGGAACACUGCUGAGUGUGAUCAGAAAGCUUAGACUUGUCACCUUAACCGCAUCAAGGAACAACUUUGAAGGUGCAAUAACAGAUGAAUGGUGCCAACAUAAUCUUGUUAUGUUAGACCUAUCUCACAAUAAAUUCUCUGGUACAAUACCCUCUUGCUUCGAAAUGCCAGCGUACUUGUUCUUGCAGGGAAACAGUCUUACCGGCACGAUACCUGAAGCAUUAAUAAGCAACUACUCCCGACCAACUGCCAUAGAUUUUAGUGACAACAAGUUUAUUGGAACUAUUCCAGAUAGCAUAUAUAAGCUUUGGUCUUUAAGAUUUCUUUUAUUGGCAGGUAAUCAGUUGCAAGGCCAACUUUCCAGUCAGGUAUGCCAACUAGAGCAAAUCAAUAUCUUGGACCUUUCGCGAAAUAACUUCACUGGCUCUAUACCUCCUUGCUUCAGUAGCAUGUCAUUUGGAAAUUUUACUAUACCCUUGUAUAGUCUUGAUAGGCUUAAACCAUUUAGCCCUAGACCUGAUGUUGCAGAAAUGCAACUCACAACAAAAAAUUUAUAUCUUUCAUUCAAAAGUGACAAAUUUCAAAUGAUGUCAGGAUUAGAUUUGUCAUCUAAUCAAUUGACAGGAGAGAUUCCACACCAAAUAGGAGAUUUGCAUUACCUCCAUUCACUCAACUUAUCUCAUAACCAUCUACAUGGAUUGAUUCCAGAGAGCUUCCAGAAGCUAAAAAACAUAGAGAGCUUAGAUCUUUCAAAUAACAACUUGAGUGGACAAAUCCCUAUUCAGUUACAGGACUUGAACUUUUUAUCUACCUUCGAUGUUUCCUACAACAAUUUGUCAGGCAAAGCACCUGAUAAGGGACAGUUUGCUAAUUUUGAUGAGGACAACUACAAAGGAAAUCCAUAUCUUACUUGGAAUAACAGUAAUAGAGGCAGUCUAACAACGCUGCCACCACCAAGUACUGCAUUGCAUGAUGGAGAGGAAAAUGACACUGCAAUUGAUUUCACUGCUUUCUGUUGGAGUUUUGCUUCAUGCUAUGUCAUGGUACAAAUAGUGUUGGUGAUAAUCCUUUGGAUCAAUCCUCAUUGGCGGAGACAGUGGUUUUAUUUUGUCGAAGUGUGCCUUCAUAAAUGCUUUGGUCAAUUUCUUGAAGAUGUGUUCUACUAGAAAGUUGUGAAAUAAAUUGUUCAUGCAUGUUAAAUAUAUAUGUUUAAUUUUAACAAGAAGUGAUGGUGCACGCUACCGUAUGGGAAUAAUGUAAUUUGUUUGGGAUAUUUAAUCAAGUGCCUCAAAUUCUCGUAAUGUAUUUUGAUCAAUGUUUCGGUAGUUUUCUUUUAUGCAGUACAUCAAUUAUAUAUUUUCUUGUGA